Messenger RNA from Talaromyces stipitatus ATCC 10500, 696 nucleotides. RefSeq lists its product as uncharacterized. NCBI's taxonomy places the organism in Eukaryota, Fungi, Ascomycota, Eurotiomycetes, Eurotiales, Trichocomaceae. The coding region runs from base 1 to 696 and encodes 231 amino acids. The transcript has 2 exons. The record is from RefSeq and is a predicted model, not a curated record. Gene Ontology annotation, molecular function: catalytic activity.
AUGCUCUGGGUUAAUAAGGAUGUAGAGGCGGAACAAGUGCUGAUAGAAUCUCCGGAUCUGACAGCAGCUGUCAUUCGGCUUCCCGAGCGUUUAAUUUUUAUGGCAUUAGUCUACGUAGAGCAUGGAGAUGCCCAGGCUUUGCGCGACACGUGCAACCACCUACGCAAGGCAAUCACAAAGGGUGGAGGACAGGGCGGAGACUACGAGUCCACCAUUGACCUUGUCCUCGCCUCCGAGAAUCUGAUAGAUUCUAUGGUCAAGUGUGCAAUACACGGGACAGAGCACGGCUCGGAUCACCGCGCAAUUAAAACUGUGUUUGAUGUCCCGAGACCAGAUACAAACCAUCGGGAGCGACUUCUACUGAAAAACGCACCAUGGAAGGAAAUCAACGCCAGAAUCGCACAAAACCUAGAUAGCACUCCAGCGGAAGGCACAUUGCAACAGAGAACCGACAGACUAAUGUCAGUGGUCUUGGAAGCGGUUCACACCUUGACUCCUAAGGCCAAGCCAUCGCUAUACGCAAAGCGAUGGUGGACAUCAGACUUGACACAGCUCCAUUAUAUAUACACAUACUGGAGGAAUCACACCCGCUUGGAGCGACAGGCAGGACGGGAUGUUACACACCUGGAAGAGAUGGCCAAAAGUGCGUCCAAGCAAUAUCACGAUGCUAUCCAACAACAAAAGAAAAAGCACUAG